Molecule: messenger RNA, 3021 nt
Organism: Striga hermonthica
Lineage: Eukaryota; Viridiplantae; Streptophyta; Magnoliopsida; Lamiales; Orobanchaceae
Source: the annotation of a GenBank genome assembly
AUGGAGCUUCACAUCCAGCUAGCCCAGGCCGUCCACGUCCUCAACCACGACACGCAGUCCUGUAACCGCGUCGCCGCUAAUCAGUGGCUUGUUCAAUUCCAGCACAGCGAUGCCGCUUGGGAAAUCGCCACCUCCAUCCUCACAUCCGACCACCAACACCUAUUCCCUACGGGCUACGAGGUUGAGUUUUUCUCAGCUCAGAUUCUCAAGAGAAAGAUUGAAAAUGAAGGACAUAAUUUGCAUUCUGCAGCCAAGGACACUCUUCUCAACGCUCUUCUUUUAGCUGCCAAAAGAUUUUGUUCGGGCCCUUCUCAGCUGCUAACCCAAAUCUGUCUGGCCAUCUCUACGCUCGUACUACAUGCUGUAGAGCAUCGAAAGCCAAUUGAGCAGCUCUUCUACAGCCUGCGAAAUUUACAAAGCCAUGAUAAUGGAAACACGGCUGUUCUGGAAAUGCUGACUGUCUUGCCUGAAAUUGUAGAGGAUCAAAAUAGUAAUUGCAGUAUAUCAUCUGCUCGCCGCAAUGAGUAUGAACAAGAGCUUCUGACACAUACUCCUAUGGUACUUGAGUUUCUAAUGAAGCAAUUUGAGGAGGGCUUUGACCACCAUGUUCAACCCCAUGACAGGACCCGGAAGUUAUUGCGGUGCUUGCUAAGCUGGGUUCGAGCUGGUUGUUUUUUGGAGAGUCAUCCUGCAUCUUUGCCUGCCCAUCCACUUUUCAACUUUGUUUUCAGUUCCUUACAGGUUCCAUCUUCAUUUGAUAUGGCUGUUGAAGUUCUGAUUGAGCUUCUGAGUCGACAUGAGGGUGUGCCACAGUUACUACUGUGCCGAAUCGGCUUUCUCAAGGAAGUUCUUCUUUUUCCUGCUCUUAAAAGUGGAAAUGAGAAAGUAAUAGCAGGGCUUGCGUGCUUGAUGUCAGAAAUUGGACAAGCAGCACUCUUUAUGAUUGUGGAUGCAAACAUGGAAGCACUUGCACUAGCAGAUGCCCUUUUGAGCUGUGUAUCAUUUCCAAGUGAAGAUUGGGAGAUUGCUGACUCAACUUUGCAGUUUUGGUGUAGCCUUGCUGGUUACAUUCUAGGGCUUGAAGUGGAUAAUGCUGAUAAAAGGAAAGGUUUGGAGGACCGCUUUGUUCCUAUUUUUUCAGCAUUGGUUGAUGCUCUUAUGUUGCGGGUUCAGGUUGAUGAUUCCAUGUAUAAUGAUAAUGGGAAAACACUUGACUUUCCCAGUGGUCUCGAACAAUUUAGGAUGAAUUUAGUUGAACUUUUGGUGGAAACUUGUCAGCUUUUGGGAUCAGUUCUGUUUAUUGAGAAGGUCUUCCUUGGAAAUUGGAUAUUGUCUGUAACAGAUAUUUGUUGGAAAGUGGUAGAAGCCAAGUUAUUCAUGCUUAAUGCGGUUGCUGACGUUGUUCUAAAGGAGGGUCAUCAUUUUGAUAACUCUAUUAUUAUGCAAUUGGUGAUGAUUUUGUCCAACAAGACACCCGCUGAACUUCCGGGAUUUAUGUGCCUUGUAUACAAAUCACUUGCAGAGGUUAUUGGAUCCUAUGCUAGGUGGAUGUCUGCCUCUGAGACAAACACGAGACUGUUGAUAUUAUUCUUUGGUGGUGGUAUUCCUCAACCAUUUUGUUCAAGUGCUUGUGCUUAUGCAUUUCGUAAAUUUUGUGAAGAAUCCACUCCCAUGAUGCAUGAACCGUCCAAUUUGGAAAUCUUAAUUUGGAUAGCAGAGGGGUUGGAACGCAGGAGGUUACCCUUGGAGGAUGAGGACGAAGUAGUUGGUGCCAUCAUCCUGAUAUUCUGUUCUGUCCCUGACAAGAAGCUGAUGAAUAGCUUGUUUGCUAGAUUGCUUUCUCCAUCGUAUGAAAUUAUUGGAAAACUUGUCAAUGAAGAUCAUGGGCAUGUGACAAAAAAUCCAUCUGCUUAUGUUGAAUCAAUCAACUCAGCAGGAAGAGGGCUGCAUAGGAUUGGAACUGUAUUUUAUUAUUGUGCAACACAUUUAUCUUCUGGUCUGGGUCCAGAUGACUACGUGCAUAGCUUACUUGAGGUGUUCUGGCCAGUGCUUGAGAAGCUGUUAACUUCUGAACUCAUUGCAAAUACAAGCUUGUCUACAGCUGCUUGCAGGGCUCUUGCACUAGCAAUUCAGGCGUCAGGUCCAAUGUUUGGGGCGCUGCUGCCUAAGGUGCUCGACUCUAUGUCAACCAAUUUUAUGUCAUUUCAGAGUCAUGAAUGCUACAUAAGAACAGCUUCUGUCAUUGUUGAAGAAUUUGGAGGUAAAGAGGAAUAUGGACCUCUAUUGAUCAGGACAUUUGAACGAUUUACUUCUUCAGCCUCAGUAAUGGCUCUUACUUCAUCAUAUAUCUGCGAUCAAGAACCUGAUCUGGUUGAGGCCUACACAAAUUUUGCAUCUGCGUAUAUGCGCAGUUGUCGAAAGGAAGUAUUAGCUGCUUCUGGUUCUCCUUUUGAACUAUCCUUACAGAAGGCAGGAAUUUGUUGUACAGCUUUGCAUCGGGGUGCUGCUCUAUCAGCCUUGUCAUAUAUGACCUGUUUCUUGGAUGUUGGCUUUGCUUUCCUAGUGGAACCUGAAGCUUCUCCAUCUGAUAUAGCUGUUAAAAAUAUGGUGAUAAGGGUCACAUCUGUCAGUGGUGAGGGUCUCAUAUCGAAUUUGGUGUAUGCGCUACUAGGUGUAUCCGCAAUGUCAAGGGUUCACAAGACAACAACUAUUCUCCAGCAAUUGGCAGCAAUGUGCAGUUUAAGUGAAGGGACAGAGUGGAAAGCUCUUUGCUGGGAAACUUUACAAAGAUGGCUUUAUUCUGCUGUGCUGCCUUGUGAGUAUCUAAAACCGGGUGAGGCUGAAUCAUUAGUGCCGAUUUGGGUGAAGGCACUUGUUUCUGCAGCAUCGGACUAUGUUGAGAGCAGACGAUGUGGAGAAUUAAGUAAUCAUGAGCAUAUGCGAGGGAAAGGGGGCAGAGUUCUAAAACGUCUGUUAAGAGAAUUUGCGGACAACCAUCGCAAUUUUCCAAAUUUGACAUGA